UUCUCUCUCACAGCAGGCACAACAGAUACCAUGAAGACUGUCUCUCUCACGCUCAUCGCCAGUCUUCUGGCAGCGCCAGCUGCGGCGGUCGAGUACACCGUCGCCACAUGUGCCGAUCUUGCGGAUGUCGACGAUACCCAGGUCACCAGCCUUACCAUCGACGCCAGCACCUUCGCCUGCGAUGAAUACACCCGCUUCCGUGUCCGCAACGCCAUGACCCUCAAGGCCACCGUUCCCGCAGUGGAGUUCGGGAACUUCUCGCUGAAGGUUCUCGGAGAGCUGACGGUCGAGCCCGACGUCAUGUUCAACGGUGUCGUUGACCAGGUCAAGAACGGAGGUGUUCUUUCUGUAGCCGAGGGGGCGACCGCGACCUUCAUGGGAACGUCGGAGUUUAGCGACAACUCUGUUGCAGUGAAGCAGAUCGGCCCGGUAUCCUGCGGGGACGGGUGCACGAGGAUUGGACGCGGCCUGAGCUACAUCGUCAAGAAGGGCGGCGCAAUCCACAACAAGGGGACGCUCACGUUCGAGGGAGACGCCACUUUCGAAAGGAACGAAGUCCACACCGAGGAUUCCGUCGAGCAGGGGAAGGCCGGGGCAAUCUCCAACACCGGCUCGGGCACCAUCUUGUUCAAGAGCAAGCUCACAAUGAAGGACAACGAGGCCGACGGGUUCUUCGAAGGCAUUGGUGGAGCGAUUUACAACCGCGGAGAAAUCGUUGUGGAAGGCGAGAGCCUUUUCUCCCUCAACACGUCCUCGGACGGCGGAGGGAUCUACCAGACAUCGAUUGGCACCAUGACGUUCAACGGCGCGGCCACUUUCUCCGAAAACAGUGCCUACGAUCUGCUCGGGGGCGGUCUGAUGAACGAUGGUGGCGUCGUCAACAUCAACGCCGGUAGUCUCUUUGAGCUCAACGGGGCCAGCGGGUCCGGUGACGGUGGCCUCGGUGGAGCAAUUUACAACACGAAUGCAGGCGUGGUAACGCUGAUGGGUUCGACAACUUUCAGAGAGAACGCGGCCUUCAUGGGUGGAGCAAUUUACACCUCUGACGGCGAUGAGGAAAACGGCGAACCCGCGUCCGUUACCACGUUCCCCGAUGACACCGUGUUCGAAGACAACAGCGCCGAGCACUGCCCGGACGUGCACAACGGCGACAGCGACAACUGCCCAGUGGUGUAAGACAUCAACCAGGUAGCGAUGUGCGAGCAUCAGGAUGAAGACUUGUUGAGCGACUAGACGUUUGUUGUGUUUCAGGGUUGUGAUGUUAUGAGUGUUUCCCACCGUUCACCUGGGAUUAGGCUUGGUGUAUGCAUUCCCCCACGCUUAAGGGUAUGUGUGGAUGUGCGUAGCGACGUGUUGCCCUUUGCUUGUAUUAUCCCAAACGGUUUGUGACGGGACACCAUCAAUAGAUUCCAGCUGUGAGGUGCCGCAUGCGCAUGUCUUCCCACCACUUCACAAGGCAUGACCCAGUGGCGCGAUUCCUUGCACAAGCCAGCUAGUCUGGAGUGGGUGAGGUCUGACCAUCCUCGGCGGAAGAAACGAGAAGAAAAGAGUGGUAUUUCCUGCAUUAUUCUAUGGACGACGCACAUGCGGAGUAGCCGAAAUGUUCUUGUCGUCGCCGUUGAUGUCGUUGUUACUGAGAGGAACGUACUGUAGUAACGUGCGCCAGACGCCAAUAUCCGAAGUUCGCAGCACGAAAGGCUGGAGACGUCACUCGUUAAGAUAUCACGCGGUGAUUACAAAGUUAGAGACAGGACUAUAUUUGGACCAGCGUAUUUGCUCAGCAGAAGCAGUCGCAAACUACUUCAUCAAGUUGAUUCUGCACGUUGUUCAUGUAGAUGUACAUCUAUGCAAGUGAUCACGUACGCUUGACAGCGUACUUUAAAUACGUGGUCAGCUGUCGUGUUGCAGCACUUCUUGCCAGCAAUAACGUCGUCUCUC
Messenger RNA from Ectocarpus siliculosus, 1938 nucleotides. The record is from the annotation of a GenBank genome assembly. NCBI's taxonomy places the organism in Eukaryota, Phaeophyceae, Ectocarpales, Ectocarpaceae.